AUGCUAUGUGUGAAACUAUCCCGGAAUGGAGCCGACAGUGAGACCUGGAAGUGGCUUGCCGCUAAUGAUAUCGGCUCCCUCAACUUAGGUCGAGAAGCUACAGCUGCUGAGUUGGCGUGGCAUCUUCUUCAGACGUAUCUAGAGAGGUACGAUCAGAAGGGGGAUCAUCUUCACUUCAAGACGGUGAUCAAGAAACUACUCUCUCUGGGCUUCCAGCUACCACAGUGGAUCAUCAACUCAUACAAGAAACUUGACCCUGGCAACCUGUUGUUGCUCUACAUAACCUUUGACCUUUUGGAAGAAGCUGCCAAUUUAGGCGUCGAGUUCAUUGAUGCGAUCCUCGGCAAAGGAGUGGAGUACUUUGGCCUCAAGAACCCGAUCCGCCCCACGUCACCCAGCGUGUGGCUUCCCUACCAGCAGCUGGACCAUCUCCUCAAGGCCCUGAAGGAGACCAGGAAUGAUCCAGAACUCAUACGGCUUCACAAUCUCCUGAAUGGCAGACUGGAGGAAUAUCAGCACUACGCCGGACAGAUAUCAAAAGAAAUGAUUGCCAUCGCUCACAGAAAACAGCAGAUAUCUCGCUAAAUGCUAAACGAGCUUUAUUUUGAUGGUUUAUGGACAUGGGUAUCGACAGAAAUGAUCGCCAUUGCUCACAGAAAACAGCAGAUAUCA
This is a messenger RNA of Strongylocentrotus purpuratus (purple sea urchin), 672 nucleotides long. RefSeq names its product nuclear pore complex protein Nup160. The record is from RefSeq and is a predicted model, not a curated record. The transcript is spliced from 6 exons. Gene Ontology annotation, cellular component: nuclear pore. Lineage: Eukaryota; Metazoa; Echinodermata; Echinoidea; Camarodonta; Strongylocentrotidae. Gene Ontology annotation, molecular function: structural constituent of nuclear pore. Bases 1 to 585 code for a protein of 194 amino acids.